This is a messenger RNA of Pipistrellus kuhlii (Kuhl's pipistrelle), 2277 nucleotides long. RefSeq names its product tripartite motif containing 11 (gene TRIM11). The transcript is spliced from 6 exons. The record is from RefSeq and is a predicted model, not a curated record. Gene Ontology annotation, molecular function: zinc ion binding; protein binding. Bases 145 to 1551 code for a protein of 468 amino acids. NCBI's taxonomy places the organism in Eukaryota, Metazoa, Chordata, Mammalia, Chiroptera, Vespertilionidae.
GCGGCGCCCCGAGCACCCUGCGCCUCGCGUUCCAUCAGCCCCCGCGCCCCCCGGUUUCCGGAGUCCCCGGUCCCCCCAAGUCCCGACGGCGGCCGGCCAGCGCCCGACUCGGGGGGAGCGCCGCCUGCUCCGCUUUCCCGCGCCAUGGCCGCCUCCGACUUGUCCACCAACCUCCAGGAGGAGGCCACCUGCGCCAUCUGCCUCGACUACUUCAUGGACCCGGUGAUGACCGAUUGCGGCCACAACUUCUGCCGCGAGUGCAUCCGGCGCUGCUGGGGCCAGCCCGAGGGCCCGUACGCCUGCCCCGAGUGCCGCGAGCUGUCCCCGCAGCGGAACCUGCGGCCCAACCGCCCGCUGGCCAAGAUGGCCGAGAUGGCGCGGCGCCUGCACCCGCCGUCCCCGGUGCCCCAGGGCGUGUGCGCCGCGCACCGCGAGCCGCUGGCGUCCUUCUGCGCCGACGAGCUGCGCCUGCUGUGCGCCGCCUGCGAGCGCUCCGGGGAGCACUGGGCGCACCGCGUCCGCCCGCUGCAGGACGCCGCCGAGGACCUCAAGGGCAAGCUGGAGAAGUCCCUGGACCACCUGCAGAAGCAAAUGGAAGAUGCCCUGCUGUUCCAGGCGCAGGCGGAGGAGACCUGUGCCCUGUGGCAGAAGAUGGUGGAGACCCAGCGGCAGAAUGUGCGCGCAGAGUUUGAGCGGCUGCGCCGCCUGCUGGCAGAGGAAGAGCAACGGCUUCUGCAGAGGCUGGAGGAGGAGGAGCUGGAGGUGCUGCCGCCGCUGCAGGAGAACGCUGCCCGCCUUGGGCAGCAGAGCGCCCAGCUGGCCGAUCUUGUGGCUGAGCUGGAGGGGCGCUGCCAGCUGCCGGCGCUGGGACUGCUGCAGGACAUCAUGGACACCCUGCGCAGGGUCCAGGAAGUGAAGCUGCAGCCGCCUAAGGUGGUGCCCAUGGAGAUGAGGACGGUGUGCAGGGUUCCGGGGUUGGUGGAGGCUCUGCAGAGGUUCCGAGGGGACAUAACGCUGGAUCCUGACACCGCUAACCCCGAGCUGGUCCUGUCAGAAGACAUGCAGAGCGUGCGGCGGGGGGACCUGCGGCAGCCCCUGCCUGACAGCCCCGAGCGCUUUGACCCCGGGCCCUGUGUGCUGGGCCGGGAGCCCCUGAGCUCCGGCCGCCACUACUGGGAAGUGGAGGUGGGCGAGCGGGCCAGCUGGGCCUUGGGUGUCUGCAGGGAGAAUGCUAACCGCAAGGAGAAGGGUGAACUCUUCUCAGGCAACGGGUUCUGGAUCCUGGUGUUCCUGGGGGGCUUCUACAACUCCUCUGAGCGGGCCUUUGCCCCCCUUCGAGACCCCCCCCGGCGGGUAGGCAUCUUUCUGGACUACGAGGCCGGGCACCUGGCAUUCUACAGCGCCACCGAUGGGUCACUCCUGUAUGCCUUCCCCGAGACGCCCUUCUCAGGGACGCUUCGGGCCCUCUUCUCACCUCUGUCUAGCAGCCCCACCCCCAUGACCAUCUGCCGACCCAAGGGAGGGCUUGGGGAUGGGCUGGCUUCCCAGUGAGCAGGUGUCUCAUGCCUUUGAGUCUUCGAGGGUGUCCUGAGCCGCAGGAAGAGCUCCCAGUGCCACUGUGUGUGCUUAGUAAAACCCCCUCCCUCUGUCAUCCCGGGAAGCCAUUCCUGGGGGGCCAGCAGCCUCUCCAGGUGACCCUCCAUGGCCGUGUGAUGUCACCAGUGCAUGGCUCACAGUCUGCACAGCCCAAGCCAGGGUCCUGGGGAGCUCUGUUAGCAGGAGCCCGGCUGGUCAGCGUUGAGGCCAGCGCCUGGGGAACUUUCUGAGGCUUCAGCCUGAGUCCUUGCCAGCUCCCGGGCUGCAUCCCCAAAGAGCUGCUGUCUUGUGAGAGUCCGUCAGCCUGUCUCAAGGUCUGGUCCUAGAAAAUGGUGCUGAAUGUGGAUGCCCCAUUAUUUGGGGUGCAGAAGUCAUCAGGAGAGAAGCGGGCAUGGGAAAGGCCAGAGGAAGAGUGCUCAGGGCAAAAGGUACUGCAUAAGGAGUCUGAGGAACCUGGGCACAAGCCCUCAAGACCCCCAGGUGCUCCUCCUCAUCCCACAGCACUGGCUGAGGAAAGACACUGGCCUUGCCUGGGGAAGGGGUGAAACUGCACAGAUCUCUCCACCCCAAUCCAGGAUUUCUAUUGGCUUGUUUUGGUGCUUUUUUCACAAGAAGCUGCGUAUCCCAAGAUUUUAUGUGUGGUAAGGACCAUCCUCACAGUAAAUAAACCAUUGUCUGUGA